AUGGGAGGUUAUGAUCACCGACUUGGUGAGACAGGAGCCGGCGGACCUCCACUAACACGUCGCGAAGACGUUCCCGAGAGCCUGACCGCCGAAGAGAGCGAUCACUCGACGAACAUCGCCGAGCGGAGAUUCAAGAACGGCGCGAUUCUCCUCGCGAUCGUGACUGGGUACGCGAACGCUUGUCUCGACUUCAAUGCGAUCGUGACCGGACAAUUCUUCCUUAUGGAAGAAUUGCAGAUUUGCGACAGGACUGUAGUUGAUUGGACAAACUUUUGUCGCGAGCUGUUACAACAAUGGAUUACGAAUGGACAAAAACAGAUAGGUGGUCCUGGAGUUACUGUAGAAAUUGACGAAGCAAAAAUCGGGAAAAGGAAAUACAACAAAGGUCGUAUAGUUAAAGGCCAGUGGGUUUUCGGUGGGAUAGAUCGAGAGAGCGACAGUUGGAAGGCAUACAGUGGACUACAAAAUGCAAACUACUCUCAUUAUACAGUAAACCACAAACAGAACUUCAUUGAUCCUGCUACAGGCGCUCAUACGCAAAAUAUAGAGAGGUUAUGGCGUGAUAUGCGAGCAGCAAUACCACGAUAUGGAACACGCACUUAUCAUUACAACGGAUACCUCGCGGAAUUUAUUUUCAAAAAGCAAUCAAAUUUUGGUGACCGCAUUGACUCUUUUUUGAAAUAA
This is a messenger RNA of Odontomachus brunneus, 684 nucleotides long. RefSeq lists its product as uncharacterized. The coding region runs from base 1 to 684 and encodes 227 amino acids. The record is from RefSeq and is a predicted model, not a curated record. Lineage: Eukaryota; Metazoa; Arthropoda; Insecta; Hymenoptera; Formicidae. The transcript is spliced from 4 exons.